AUUGUUGCCUUUAAGGAUAUGAGAAAGAAAGAAAGAAAUCUUAACAACUACUGUAAAUCAAAUAGUGUUUCUCUAUGGCCAUUUUAUUUGGGUACUUCUUAUUUUUUUUUUUACUCCCACUGAAUAUCAAUACUAAAUGUGAUAAAAAAACUAGGUUUCUAGUGUAGUAGUUGUUACAAAACAUAGAUAACAUAAUAGUUACUAACUGCUAUAAUGGCAGUCAGCAAUAUUAUCAUUUUAAAACUGUUUGAGUUGGUUCUGACCAUCAUCUGCUUGGGGCUGCAUUACAGGCACGAGGCAUCUUUGAGCGACUUGGAGGAUGCCUUCGUCACGGCCACGUUUGCGGGGUAUUCCCUCAUUCUCAUUGCGGUGUUCGCCAGAGUUUUACUGCGGGACAGCAUAUCCACGAAUGUGGACAUUUUCUACAGCCUUGUUGGGUUUGCGCUGUUCGCCACCAGUGGGGCUAUAAUCCUCACGAACGUUGUGACCGGAGCCAGCAACGUCAAGUAUUUAGGCCUCACCAAGGGCUCCAUUUCCCUCAUCAACAGCGUGCUGUUCUUGCUGGACGCUUGCUUGACGCUCCUUGGGAACUAAUGACCGGGCGUCAGUUCGGCAACAGCAUCAGCUCUUAGGCCACGCUGUUUCAUUUGGUCCAAGACGCUGUCAUGCUCAUCUCGAUGCCGCUUUGAACCUCCAUCCGAGCGAUUACAACACCCCGACGUACAGAUGCCAGAGAUAUUUGAAUGGACAAGCAAACCGAAUAUCUCAGUUUUGUUAAGAGAUUUUGGGAACCAUAAAUAAUCAGUUCCUAAACAUGUAUUGAUGAAACAAAGGUAUAAAAAGAAAAAAAAAGGCUCAAAAAAUAUACUUUUAUACAAAAGCUUUUUUUUUAUAACACUUAAUUAAAAAUAACAAUUGAUAUUUUUAACAAAAAAAAUCCAUGCUUAAUUUUAAGACAUAUGUUUCAUUUUUUUGUAAAUAAAUAUUUGUCUAUUAUUAUUUAUAUAAAA
Messenger RNA from Bacillus rossius redtenbacheri, 1010 nucleotides. RefSeq lists its product as uncharacterized. The record is from RefSeq and is a predicted model, not a curated record. Gene Ontology annotation, biological process: septate junction assembly. Gene Ontology annotation, cellular component: plasma membrane. Bases 214 to 594 code for a protein of 126 amino acids. The transcript has 3 exons. Lineage: Eukaryota; Metazoa; Arthropoda; Insecta; Phasmatodea; Bacillidae.